Molecule: messenger RNA, 2512 nt
Organism: Drosophila ficusphila
Lineage: Eukaryota; Metazoa; Arthropoda; Insecta; Diptera; Drosophilidae
Gene: stet
Product: protein rhomboid
Exons: 8
Coding region: 422-1879 (485 amino acids)
Cellular component (GO): membrane
Molecular function (GO): calcium ion binding; serine-type endopeptidase activity
Source: RefSeq, a predicted model, not a curated record
GGUUUUCUGAGAUGAAUAGAAAGCAAUUUUUGUGAAUUCUGCAAAAAACUCAUUCAAUCAUUUUCAAUUGCCUAUUUUAAUUCAACAAAGUUAAAAUAAAAUAGUUCCGGCAAUUGACGAGGCGUAAACAAAUGCAAAACAAUUGUUUGCCAGAUGGAUUCUGCGCAGUUCCCCUUCGAAUGGCAUCAGGAUCAAUAACCUCCUUAUCAACAAGGAAAUAGGGGAAAAACGACAAUAAACCGUUGCCUUGGAAUCAAAACAAAGGGCAGCGGGGAAAAUCAAAACAAAAAGGAAAUAUGUUUGCCGGGCAUGAAAUAGACUAAGCUGAACUAUAAUAGCUACGCUCACUGCCAGUGGCGUUCCACAAGGUAGCUUAAAACCCUGAUCCCAGAAACCAACCUGGAUUGCCAGGAACAACAGGAUGUGGCCCGGCUCCGAGCGAGGAAGCUCUCGGGCCCUGGAGAACCCAACCAGCCAACAAAAUGCCGGCGGUAGUAGUCAGCAGGAAACGCUGGCCGACAUCGAACACAUAUCCACCAUUGCAGGAUCAUUAGCCUCCAUUGGAUCGAUCUCGCACACCCAAAUGCGAUAUCAAUGCACCAACGAUGCCGGUUAUGAUACGGAACAUACAUCCCUAAACUCAGACUUUGAUGAGGCCGAGUUACGUCGGGAGCUAUUAAGAGAUAAAUGGAAACUUCUCUUUGAUAUGUUUGAUCCCGAGGGCUUUGGCGAAAUUUCCGUUGAGGAAUUACUGGUGGCAUUGAAAUCGCCGGAGUUCCUGUCCCAAGUGCCUAUGAACAAGCGCGAGCUUCUUUUUGAGCGGGCCAAGAAGGCGAAGCUGCCCACAGGACCCGGCUACGUGACGUUCCAGGACUUUGUGAAUGUGAUGAGCGGCAAGCGGACUCGUAGCUUUAAAUGCGCCGUUCACCAUCGAGAUCGUGAAGUCUGUUCAGAAAACGAUUUUCAGCUGGUGUUUAACGAACCGCCUUUAUUUCGAAAAAUGGUGCACGCCGUGGCCAUGGAGAUCCUGCCCGAGGAGCGGGAUCGCAAGUACUACGCCGAUCGCUACACCUGCUGUCCUCCACCCUUUUUCAUCAUCCUUGUUACUGUAGUAGAGCUGGGCUUUUUUAUAUACCACUCCAUGGUCACGGGUGAAACCGCUCCAAGGGGACCCAUUCCCUCGGACUCCAUGUUCAUCUACCGACCGGAUAAGCGGCACGAGAUCUGGCGUUUCCUCUUCUACAUGGUCCUCCAUGCAGGAUGGCUUCAUCUUGGAUUUAAUGUGGCAGUUCAGCUGCUUUUUGGACUGCCAUUGGAGAUGGUACAUGGCUCCACGAGGAUCGCGUGCAUCUACUUUUCCGGUGUGCUAGCCGGGAGCUUGGGCACCAGCAUCUUUGAUCCGGAGGUGUUUCUUGUGGGCGCAAGUGGUGGAGUCUACGCUUUGCUGGCUGCUCAUUUAGCAAAUGUCCUGCUCAACUAUCAUCAGAUGCGUUAUGGAGUCAUCAGGUUGCUUCUCAUCCUGAUUUUCGUUUCCUUUGACUUUGGCCUUGCUAUCUAUGCGCGAUAUGCUGGCGAUGAACUGCAGCUGGGAUCAUCAAGUGAAUUCCUGGCCCUAGAUCAAUCUGAAACAGUGGUGGCCGUUUCGUUUGUUGCCCAUUUGGCAGGAGCCAUAGCUGGACUCACAAUCGGUCUGCUAGUUCUCAAAAGUUUCGAGCAGAAGCUCCACGAACAGCUGCUUUGGUGGAUCGCUCUGGGUACUUACUCAGCGCUUGUGGUUUUUGCCAUCGCCUUUAACAUAUUGCAUGGAUUUGCUAUGUUCAACAUUCGCGUUGAAAAAAUCAGAGUGACGGAAACGUAUUUUAACGAUUUCCAGGUGUAAAAAAUCCCAGGAGGAUUUGCAACAGGAUAAUCAGAAUCUUUUCCUUGUUUCAUAUUUAAUUGAUAUAGUGCUUACAUUUUGUUCAUUGCGUUAUUUUUUUUGUUUUGAAAGUCGGUUAAGUUUACCGUUUAUUGUUUUGUUAGCCCUGUAUCUGUAGAAUCAGAUAUAUAAAUUAUUUUCGUUUUGUUUGCUAGUUAAGUACAAAAAAUGUAUUAUAAGAAUUGUAAGAGAAUAUUUACAACAAAUCGAACUGAUUAGGUGUAACAUAAUGCUCAAGGAAUUCCACAAUUUCUAUAUACUUAAAUAUAACUGCAGAAUCUAAAGACUUUUAGGAGCUUAUGGGAAAACUCUGCAAUAAGCUGUUAAAUACAAAUUAAAUAUUUAUAUACAUAAUUGCUUUGAAGGCUAUAUGGAAACCGAUAUUGGCAAAUCAAUAAAUUUUUUCUAAUUACACAGUUCUUUUAACAAAUUGGGAAAACUACCUCAAUACAGCAAAUGAUAAAUAUUAAAUACGUAUAUGGCAAUAAGGUCAAGAAAAUCGGUUUCUAUUUUAUAUAGCCAAGCCUAAAUCAGCACUGCCAGCUUUAGGGAACAAUGAAGACCAAAUAAAAGAAAAAUAAAAGCAUAAAUCUA